Adineta steineri is the source of this 305-nucleotide messenger RNA. The record is from the annotation of a GenBank genome assembly. Lineage: Eukaryota; Metazoa; Rotifera; Eurotatoria; Adinetida; Adinetidae.
CUGAAGGUGAAAUUGUUGCUGGUGGAAAUAGAAAAGGAAAUAGUCUCAAACAAUUAGCUUGUCCUGAAGGAGUCAUUGUUGAUGAUUUAGGUCGAAUCUAUGUAGUCGAUUGUGCAAAUCAUCGAGUCAUGCGUUGGUGCGAAGAAGGUACUAAAGGUGAAGUUAUUGUUGGUGGAAAUGGUCCAGGAAAAGAUUCAAAUCAAUUAAAUUUCCCGACUGAUUUGUCAUUUGAUAAUGAAGGAAAUCUUUUUGUUGUUGAUUCUGAUAAUCAUCGAAUUCAAAAAUAUGAAAUAGAUUCUGAUUAA